Molecule: messenger RNA, 791 nt
Organism: Etheostoma spectabile (orangethroat darter)
Lineage: Eukaryota; Metazoa; Chordata; Actinopteri; Perciformes; Percidae
Product: secretory phospholipase A2 receptor
Exons: 3
Coding region: 1-618 (205 amino acids)
Source: RefSeq, a predicted model, not a curated record
AUGGAGGUUGGAUGUUCUGCUGCCUCUACUCUUCUCUCUGCUCCACUUUCAGGGUCCAAUGUCACUUUUGUCAUCGUCACCAGUGGCCUGACCUGGACUGAAGCCCAGAGCCGCUGCAGAGCUAACUACACAGACCUGGCCAGUGUGAGGGACUUGGCAGACCAGCAGAAGAUACAGGGGAUACUAAAACGCGCAGUCUGGAUCGGCCUCUUCAGAGACCCCUGGAAGUGGUCUGAUGGAAGUAACUCCUCAUUCAGCUUCUGGAAGACCGGGCAACCUGAUAACAAGGGGAACCAGACCUGCGUGGCUGCAGACUUCAGCCAAUCAGGAGCCUGGGAGGACUGGCCAUGUGACAUGGAGAGAGCGUUCAUUUGCUACGGUCCAGUGGUUCCUGUUACAAAGAAAGUGAUCAAAGUGAAGUUUGAGAAGAAGGGGGACGUGGAUCUGAAUAACCCUGCUGUGAUGGCGGCCAUGUUGGAGCAGCUCCAACAGAAGCUGAGGGACCAGGGGAAGGACCCCAACAUCAAGCUGAGCUGGAGGAAGCAGGCCGAUGGACAGGUCUUCCACAAGGAAGACCAGAAGACCACCAAGAGGAGGAGGAAGAGGGACGAGCUGUAAUGUGGAGUUGCUGCGUCUCUUUCUUUCCUCUAAGAUGUGACGGAGCAGAACAGAGCUGCAACUAUCAGCUGAUUCAGAGUCAGUUCUGGAUCUUCUUUUUCAACCUGGACCCUAUUUUCCCAUGCGCAUGCUGCUCUAUACACGCUAAAAGUAGUGAUUAUUUACAUGGAGUC